Messenger RNA from Carassius auratus (goldfish), 2418 nucleotides. RefSeq names its product glutamate receptor 2-like. Gene Ontology annotation, molecular function: signaling receptor activity; ligand-gated monoatomic ion channel activity. The transcript has 14 exons. Lineage: Eukaryota; Metazoa; Chordata; Actinopteri; Cypriniformes; Cyprinidae. Gene Ontology annotation, biological process: monoatomic ion transport. Bases 1 to 2418 code for a protein of 805 amino acids. The record is from RefSeq and is a predicted model, not a curated record. Gene Ontology annotation, cellular component: membrane.
AUGCCUAAACAACUCUGUUCUCAGUUCUCAAGAGGAGUUUAUGCUAUUUUUGGAUUUUAUGACAAAAAGUCUGUGAACACAAUAACGUCGUUCUGCGGGACUCUUCACGUCUCUUUCAUCACACCAAGCUUUCCCUUGGAUGGAAAUCAGCAGUUUAUCAUUCAGAUGCGACCAGACAUCAAAGGACCUCUCCUGAGUCUCAUUGAGUACUACAAAUGGGACAAGUUUGCCUACCUGUACGACAGUGACCGAGGACUUACUACACUCCAAGUUGUGCUGGACACAGCAGCAGAGAAGAAAUGGCAGGUGACCGCCAUCAACGUGGGCAACAUGAAGGAUGAGAAAAAGGAUGAAGCAUAUCGCUCACUCUUCCAGGACCUAGAAAACAAGAAGGAGCGGAGAGUCAUCCUUGACUGUGAACAGGACAAAGUUAAAGAUAUCAUGGAACAGGUCAUAACUAUUGGCAGGCAUGUGAAAGGAUAUCACUACAUCAUAGCGAACCUGGGUUUUGUGGAUGGAGAUCUUUCAAAAAUCCAAUACGGUGGAGCCAAUGUGUCAGGCUUUCAGAUUGUGGAUUUCGAUGACCCCCUGGUAUCUAAAUUUGACCAGCGCUGGGAAGCCCUGGAGGAAAAAGAAUAUCCUGGAGCUGACAGCAAGAUACGGUACACUUCAGCACUGACGUAUGACGCAGUUCAGGUGAUGACUGAGGCCUUCCGUUACCUGCACAAACAGCGAAUUGACAUAUCCCGCAGAGCUAACACUGGGGACUGUCUGGCCAAUCCUGCUGUACCAUGGGCACAAGGGGUGGAGAUUGAGCGUGCUCUAAAACAGGUGAGAGUUGACGGUCUCACUGGUAACAUUCAGUUUGACCAGUAUGGAAAGAGGGUAAAUUACACCGUCAAUGUCAUGGAACUGAAAAGCAAUGGACCAGUUAAGAUUGGCUAUUGGAAUGAAGUUGAUAAAAUGGUUGUGACAAAGUCUGAUCUCUUCCCAAAUGAUACAAUGGGGCUGGAAAACAAGACUGUGAUUGUCACCACUAUUCUAGAAGCGCCGUAUGUAAUGCUAAAGAAGAAUGCUGACCUUUUUGUGGAUAAUGAAAGAUAUGAGGGGUACUGUGUGGACUUGGCAGCCGAAAUAGCAAAACACUGUGGAUUUAAAUAUCAGCUGAAAAUAGUUGGAGAUGGCAAAUAUGGAGCCAGAGAUGCAGAGACGAAGAUCUGGAAUGGAAUGGUUGGAGAAUUGGUUUAUGGGAAAGCUGACAUAGCAGUGGCUCCACUGACUAUCACUUUAGUCAGAGAAGAAGUCAUUGACUUCUCAAAGCCAUUCAUGAGUUUGGGCAUCUCCAUCAUGAUCAAGAAGCCUCAGAAAUCCAAGCCUGGGGUUUUCUCAUUCCUGGACCCUCUGGCCUAUGAGAUCUGGAUGUGUAUCGUGUUUGCCUACAUCGGUGUAAGCGUGGUGCUUUUCCUGGUCAGUCGUUUCAGUCCAUACGAGUGGCACACAGAGGAAUAUGAGGAUGGCCAGAUACAAACCAAUGAGUCAACCAACGAGUUUGGGAUUUUCAAUAGCCUUUGGUUCUCUCUUGGAGCCUUCAUGAGACAAGGCUGUGAUAUUUCACCAAGGUCUCUUUCUGGCCGCAUAGUUGGAGGAGUCUGGUGGUUUUUCACCCUGAUCAUAAUUUCAUCCUACACGGCUAACUUGGCUGCCUUCCUAACAGUGGAGAGGAUGGUGUCUCCAAUUGAGAGUGCAGAGGACUUAGCAAAGCAAACAGAGAUUGCUUAUGGAACUUUAGACUCUGGUUCAACAAAAGAGUUUUUCAGACGUUCCAAAAUCGCUCUUUUUGACAAAAUGUGGACGUAUAUGAAAAGUGCAGAGCCCUCUGUAUUUGUGAAGACGACAGCAGAAGGUGUAAUGCGGGUGAGGAAGUCCAAGGGGAAGUAUGCAUACCUCCUGGAGUCCACCAUGAAUGAGUACAUCGAGCAGCGCAAACCUUGUGACACUAUGAAGGUCGGAGGAAACCUGGACUCCAAAGGCUACGGCAUCGCCACCCCCAAAGGAUCCUCAUUAAGAACGCCAGUAAACCUUGCAGUAUUGAAACUCAGUGAGCAAGGCACCUUAGACAAGCUGAAAAACAAAUGGUGGUACGAUAAAGGUGAAUGUGGAUCCAAGGACUCUGGAAGUAAGGAGAAGACCAGUGCUCUUAGCCUGAGCAAUGUGGCUGGAGUCUUCUACAUCCUGGUGGGCGGCCUGGGCCUGGCCAUGCUGGUGGCCUUGGUCGAGUUCUGUUACAAGUCCCGAGCCGAGGCCAAGCGCAUGAAGUGGCAAAGAAUGCACAGAAUAUUAAUCCCACUUCCUCGCAGAAUUCACAGAAUUUUGCCACUUAUAAGGAAGGGUACAACGUAUAUGGGAUCGAAAGUGUAA